GCCUUACUUACCCAGUAGCGAAUGUAUCUCUCCACGAGCGGUUGUUUUUAUGUGCGCGCGUGAAUUUUUAUAGUAUGGCCGCCGGGUUUGUCGGCUCUACAAAGAAUUUUCCGUUUUCUUUUGAUGUAGAUGUUGAAGAGGAAGAAAAUGAGGGAAGCACACCACAUCUCAGCAAAAGAAUAGGCAGCGAGAGCCCAACGAACACCGUCGGGGCGGAGGCGCCGCGAGAACUCCCCAACGAGUUAUCAGCGCCCUAUGAAGUCCCACAGUUCCCGAUUGAGCAAAUUGAAAAGAAGCUCCUCAUCCAGCGGCAGCUUAACGUCAAGGCCGCAGAAUGCGGUCAGUCAGCGCGGUCGUUCGCCGGCAGCGAGGCGGGCGGCGCGGCCUCCGUGUUCGAGGAGGCGGCCCGUUUUCGCGGAGACGAAGAUGAAUUCGAUGUCAUCCUACCACACUUUCAGAGGGUGGCGAUAAGCGGGGAGGAUACGUCCGGGGUACCGCUGGAAGACUUGCAGCAGGCGUCGUCGUACCUGGUGCAGGCGCUGGAGAUCCGCAAGCGGUACAUGGACAUGUCGCAGCAGAGCUUCGCCAGCAUCACGGCGCGCUUCCUGCGCAGCAUCGACUCGGACGCCGCCGCGCACCACGCGCCCGUCGCGCGCGCGCCCCGGAACAUCAUCGCCGACCACAUCGUGCACCCCCCGUUCAAGGACAACAAGGAUCCCUGGGAAGGUCCAACGCCAGAGGCGAAGGGCUAUCUGAUCAGACCCGACAACGGCGUGUUCAACUUAUAUAAGAAGACGGAGAACGGGGAGCAGAGGGUCCCCUACGACUACAUCAACUUGGCUCAGUACAUCCAGGACAAGAACACCAUGUGCAACAUGAUAGCUGAUGGCCCUCUCAAGUCGUUCUGCUACCGGCGGCUGAGCUACCUGUCGUCCAAGUUCCAGCUGCACGUGCUGCUCAACGAGUUGCGCGAGCUGGCCUCACAGAAGGCCGUGCCGCAUCGGGACUUCUAUAACAUACGGAAAGUUGAUACGCACAUACACGCCGCGUCAUGUAUGAACCAGAAACACCUCCUACGGUUCAUCAAGAAGACUCUCAAGAACCACGCGGACGAGGUGGUGACACUACACAAGGGAACGCCGAUGACCUUGAAAGCUGUGUUCCAAUCCAUGAACCUCAGCACUUACGACCUGACCGUCGACAUGUUGGACGUACACGCGGACCGUAACACGUUCCACCGCUUCGACAAGUUCAACGCCAAGUACAACCCCAUCGGGGAGAGUCGUCUGCGAGAAGUGUUCCUCAAGACGGACAACUACAUGAACGGGAAGUACUUCGCAAGGAUCAUUAAGGAGGUGGCGUCCGACCUGGAGGAGAGCAAGUACCAGAACGCUGAGCUGCGCCUCUCCAUCUACGGGAAGAGUGCGACCGAGUGGGCCAAGCUCGCCAAGUGGGCCAUCGCCUACAACGUGCACUCCAACAACGUGCGCUGGCUCAUACAGAUACCGCGACUAUACGACAUCUUCAAGUCGAACAAGAUAAUGAACAACUUCCAAGAGUUCCUCAGCAACAUCUUCCAGCCUCUCUUCGAGGUCACCAACGACCCGAACAGCAACCUUGAACUACAUAAAUUCCUCACGCACGUGGUCGGCUUCGACAGCGUGGACGACGAGUCGAAGCCCGAGAACCCCAUGCUGGACGCCGACGUGCGCUUCCCCCAGCAGUGGGACGACGAGGAGAACCCGCCCUACGCCUACUACCUCUACUACAUGUACGCCAACAUCACCGUGCUCAACCGCUUCCGGAAGGAGCAGGGCCUGAACACGUUCGUGCUGCGGCCACACUGCGGCGAGGCGGGCGCCGUGCAGCACCUCGUGUGCGGGUUCAUGCUGGCCGAGAACAUCUCGCACGGCCUGCUGCUGCGGAAGGUGCCGGUGCUGCAGUACCUGUACUACCUGGCGCAGAUCUACAUCGCCAUGUCGCCGCUCAGCAACAACUCGCUGUUCCUGAACUACCACCGCAACCCGCUGCCCGAGUUCCUGGCGCGCGGGCUGUGCAUCACGCUCAGCACGGACGACCCGCUGCAGUUCCACUUCACCAAGGAGCCGCUGAUGGAGGAGUACAGCAUCGCGGCGCAGGUGUGGAAGCUGAGCUCGUGCGACAUGUGCGAGCUGGCGCGGAACUCCGUGCUCAUGUCGGGCUUCCCGCACGAGAUGAAGCAGUACUGGCUGGGCCCCAACUACACGAAGGAGGGCGUGGCCGGCAACGACAUCACGCGCACCAACGUGCCCGACAUACGCGUGUCCUUCCGCUACGAGGCGCUGCUCGACGAGCUCACCAACAUAUUCAAGGAAGGAAUGUCGAGCCGCAGAUAAAUGCAAGGAGCGCAUACAACUUACAUAGCGUCGACAUUAACCGAUAUAAUCAUGUCUGUAACCGACACUAAAGCGGAGCCGAGACAUUCGCGUCAGCGACCGAUACCGGUGUUAUACAUUAGUGUUGUAUAAGAUAUCCCCCAAUGUGAUAAUUCGGUGACUGUAAAACAAGUGCCAUUCGCUGUAGUUAGAGUUCACACGGAACAAGGAGUGUGUUAGAAGUGACACAAAUAUUUAUUAGCUGUUGCCCUCUCGCGACGUUUCCUAUCUUACCUUGCUAUGAAAUUGUAACACAUCUAUUGGCACGCCAAGGGCUUUGUAUGUCAUACCGGGAAGCGGCAUAACACUUACGCCGCCAGCCCCCUCCGCCGCCCCUAUACGCCCACGUGUGCCGCGAGUACUAUAUAGUUCGUUGAUAUAUUAUUAUAAUAAUAAGAAAUAUAUAUUUAUUUUAUUUAUUGCUUUUCUAUAACCAUAAUCGCAAUCCGUAACGACAACAUUUUUAUUUAACUAUAAUCUGCAUAUUCCUUUCUUUGUAUGCACAUGUAUAACGAAAAAGCAAUGAAUACUCGUAAAUCAAACGCUAGGCCUAUUUGUAUAUAAUCGUGGCUUAGCGGUCGUUUAGUUAAACACUGAUGUAGCACUUUCUGUCAUUAUUGAUGAGACUGCCGCUUUGGUCGACUGGCUUGAUGUAAGGCCGCAGAUCCGAAGGUCCUGGGUUCAAUUCCCAGGACGGGUCAGUAAAAAGUUAUUGGGUUUUUCUGUCAGAAAAUUCUCAGUAGCAUCCCGGAGUCUGGAAGUUGGAAGUGUGUACACUCCCGUGCCUCGGAAAGCACGUGAAGCCGUUGGUCCUGCGCCUGAACUCUUUCCGGUCAUGUCGGAUUGCCGUCCCAUCGGAAUAGAGAGUGCACUUGUGUUUGCGCACUAUAAUAUCUCCUGUGCAGUUGGCUAAUCUCUCUUGAGAUUUGCCGCCGUGGCCGAAAUCGGUCUCGAGGAUAUUAUUAUCAUUAUUGAUUUCCUAUUUGAAAGAAGAAGACAGCAUUGUUUAACAAAUCACCCGCUAAACACCGUUUAUAAGUAAGGUGUGAUUGCAAUUCAAUAAAAAUGUAUUCAAUCUAGAAUAACUCAUUGUAUAUACAGACUAAAAGUCCAAGCUAAAAUUCAUAUUAAAAAUACUAAUUUAAUACUAAAAUUAAAAACACAGUGUUCGUUAACAAUUAUAUAAUUGUAAAUACAUAAAUGUAUUAUUAUAUGUAGGCAGACACUGCACAUUCCAUCAAUGUAUUGCAUGUGUAAAACUAUAGCAUAUCCACCAUACGUACAUCAAACGUGACCUAACGAUUCGCGUGCAAAUCAGUACUCAGUGCUAGAAAUCAAUGCAAACGUUACAUAUAGAAACGUUGAGAACAAAUUCGACUUUGAAAUUUCGCCAACGUCGCUUUCCAAGGUUUUAACCUUAAAACUAAAUGCUUAAAUGUGUAAUACUCAUUUCUAUAGCACUCUCUGUUCCGUGGUCGUUUCCUCGCUAGAGGUAGAAUAACUUAGGCUAGAUGAUUGACAAUAUAAACAAUUUGAAAUUAUACGGUCGCCUUCCCCGUUGUUGGAAAUUUGAUUGACUUUUUUGUCUGUGAUCUAAUUUCUUUUUAUUUUACUUCCAUUUCCAACCGAACUUAAUCAAUGUUAUAAGCAUAUUGUAAUAUUAGUAGAUUAAAAAUAUUUUUUUUUUGUAAAUUUUAAUUAUUGAUUUGAAAGGAAUUGAAAUUGAAUUCUACUUACAUGAUAUGUAAUCUAAAGCUUAUAUGUUUUCUAAUGCUUUUAAAUUAAUAAAUAAUCCUCAUUAAAAUUAUAGCAACAACAAAGUACUUUAUAUAUAUAGUUUAUAUAUUAUAGUACUUUAUAUAUGUAUAUAUUUCAAUGUUUUUUUAACAAGGUGUAUUUUUUUUAUUUCAUCUUUAAUUUUACAACAAAUUUUUACUGUAAUUUUCCAUUGGGUGUUCGGGCUAUUAUAUGUAAACAUCAGUUUUCUUUUAUAUGUUUCUUGGUGGUAGUUCUUUGUGCAAACCUCUGGGUAGAUACUACCCAAUCAUCACAUAUUCUACCGCCAAGCAGCAAUAUUUAGUAUUGUUGAGUUCCGGUUAGAAGGGUGAGUGAGCCAGUGUAACUACGCGCACAAGGGACAUAACAUCUUAGUUCCCAAUGUGAUAUAUUGGUGAUGUAAGAAAUGGUUAUUAUUUCUUACGGUGCUAAUGUCUAUGGGUGGUGGUGACCACUUUCCAUUAGGUGGCCCAUCAGCCCGUCCACCAGCCUAUAUAAUACAAUGUUAAUGUUUGAAAUUUAAUGUUUGUUUAUCGCAUUUUUGAUGAUUCUAAUGAUAGUGGAGUGUUUUAACCAUAAAUUAAUGUCUGACCACUAAGAAGAUGCGUUCCUGAACGUCUGUCCGAUUUUUUAUUUUAAAAACAUUUAAUAUCGUUUAUUUUCUCUAUAACGAACAAUGUCAUAAAAUAUAUAUCAUUAUUUAAAUUUAAAAAUUUAAUUUUAUAGUAAAUUAAAUAAAUAAGUAAACGAUAUAAAUAAACAUGGCGUGUUACAAUGUUCUAUCAAACAUCUAUUGGUUUGUAUCAAUCAUGAACAAAUGACAGAUGUCAGCAACGCAUGUUCUCAGCGAACGGAGUCAGUACCUCAUGACAUUGGAAAUCCUAAUUCCUAAGUCCUGUAUUUUAAUUUUGCCAUAUAUUUUAUUUCAUAUUAUGAAACAUGCUCUAAAAAUUGUAUUUGAUGUUUGUUCCAAUGUUUGAGCCAACGUUUUCGCUUGUGAUGUUUGCUUUUACCAUUCAAUCAUUGUGUAUCUUUUGCUAAGAUCACUUAUAUACUAAUCACAUUUGUCAACAGCUUGAUCGCUUCAUUUCCCGAAUACGUGUUCUGAAACUUGUAUUAGCUUUUAAUAAACAUUCACUGUUUGUUGUAAUGCUUUCGUGUAUGUUUUUCUUGUUGGGAAUAUUUUUGGAAUGCCUACAAUGCUCUCGGCAUAGACAAUAAUAAAUUAAUCUUAAUUCGUAAUAAAUCAAUCGAUAGAGAAACGUAACAUUUUGUUCAAUUUAUCAAUCAGGGCUGCCAACUUUCGGAUUUUACCUCUAAAUUUUUAAUACAAGUUAUGUCAAUUAGGAGUUUUCUUUGACCAUCAUGUGACAUAAAACUAAACAUUUUUCUGGUUUCUUAUUCAACUUAAAUUAAAAUAAUGAAAUAUAAAAUUGUUUAACAUUCAUUUAUAUAUUAAUUUUGAAUUAAACGUAGAGGUAAAACCUUGCAAAGGUCAGCAGCAACUUUGUAGGCAAUCUAAAAAAUCCACAAGAGAAAGUAUAUAUGAUUACUUAUAGUCUAUAUUUAAUUCCAAAUAAGUUAUGAAGCAUUUUAAUGUAAAGUUAAUGUACUUAAUCAAAUUGGAAGGAAAUUAUAUAAAAAAAUUGUUACAUCACUUAUCAUAUUUACACAUUAUACACGAGGGUGUACUUUAUCAUGUUGUUGGAAAUAAAACUGCUCACAUACAAUCGUCUUGUAAUUUAAUACCAUCACCACGGUAUAAAUGUUGAAGGGUGGAUGUCGUUUUUAUACAUAUUAUUAUAUAUC
This is a messenger RNA of Nymphalis io (European peacock), 5999 nucleotides long. RefSeq names its product AMP deaminase 2. The record is from RefSeq and is a predicted model, not a curated record. Gene Ontology annotation, cellular component: cytosol. Gene Ontology annotation, biological process: IMP salvage; AMP metabolic process. The transcript has 17 exons. Lineage: Eukaryota; Metazoa; Arthropoda; Insecta; Lepidoptera; Nymphalidae. The coding region runs from base 75 to 2375 and encodes 766 amino acids. Gene Ontology annotation, molecular function: AMP deaminase activity.